UCAACUCUGAGGCCGGUUGUACCGCACGCGCGCCGGCUCCGGUUUCGCGUAAACAUUUACGUACAUAACAUUAACUUUUAGGGAAACAUUUGAACAAUAUUUCAGUUAGAAUACACACGUUUAUCAUCGCGCGUUAUCGCGAGUUAACAGCAAAAAGAAGUUUGAUUACAAUUGAAAAAUUGGACAUUACAGUUCGCGCCGUCAUUUGUUUUGAUUAGGAAACAUCGCGUUUCGCCGGUCAUCUAUCACAGAAACCUGGAAGCUGUAUUCUACUUUCUCUCUGGUGUAACCUGGUGGGCGCGCGGCCGCUGGCGGCGUCGCGUCGGCGCGCGCGACUGCAAGCGGUCGCCUCCGCCCGACCAUGCGCGAGCGCGCAGAGUGCGCAGUCCGACCCCGCCGCGCCGGCCGACCGCGCGCAUCAUGCUCAACAUGAAGCUCAAGGAGCGCCUGGCGCUCGCCAUCAGCGCCUUCCUCGUCCUCUUCACCCUCAUGCUGAUCGUCGACAUUCAGAUGGACUAUGGCAUCUCCGGGCAGAGGGUCCCGCUGCAUGGCCGCGUCAAGAUCGGUGACGACACCGACAAGGGGAAGUCGGCGUAUAUUGAAUUUCGGAAACGGUUUUUGCAAAAAAGUAAUGGCAGCAAUAGUUCCCGAGAGUACGAGCCGAGCGAGACGAGCGGCAGCGGCGCUGACGCGGAGCCGCGGACGCCGGCGCCGCCCGCCGACAAAUACGAGGAUCUCCAGCGCAUCGUGGACUCGCAGCGGCUAGGAGCCCACAACCAUGCGGUCGUCAUACCGCCGCAGAAGGACCUCAAUGUGCUGCGGCCUGAGAACCCGACCAUAGGGGAGAUGGAAGACUUGGAACCUAGCGUGAACGCGUCCAACUUGGAGAAGUUCCAGCUGCGGAUAGCGCAGCACGAGCUCUAUGAAGAAGGCGAGCCGCUCGUCGAUGCGGUCGUUAAGGACAUGGUCACGCUGCCUGUGCUACAUGCCGAGCAAAAAGAAGGAGGGACCCAGUUGAAGCUCAUUAUUGACUACCCCAACGGUAUUCAAGCGCUCUUCAAACCAAUGAGAUUUGCGAGAGAUGUACAGACGUUGCCCAAUCAUUUUUAUUUUUCCGACUACGAAAGACACACCGCUGAAAUCGCCGCAUUCCAUCUAGACAGGAUACUGGGAUUUCGACGUGCCAUGCCAGUAGUCGGGCGCGUCCUAAACAUGACUACAGAGAUCUACGAUGUCACCGAGGGUGACAUUCUGAAGACAUUCUUCGUCUCGCCGGCGAACAACUUCUGUUUCCACGGAAAGUGCUCGUACUAUUGCGACACUGGGCACGCCAUUUGUGGGAACCCCGACAUGUUGGAGGGAAGCUUCGCUGCGUUCCUUCCCUCGUCCGACUUAGCUGAACGAAAGGUGUGGCGGCAUCCUUGGAGACGUUCGUAUCACAAAAGAAGAAAAGCCCAGUGGGAGUUGCAGUCAGACUACUGUGACACGGUGAAAACUACGGCGCCAUACGACUCGGGGCGGCGAAUGCUGGACUUGAUGGACAUGUCAAUCUUCGACUUCCUCACCGGCAACAUGGAUCGACAUCACUAUGAAACUUUCAAAAUGUUUGGGAAUGAAACGUUCCCGCUGCACUUGGACCAAGGUCGCGCUUUCGGCAAGGCGUUUCACGACGAGCUGAGCAUCCUGGCGCCGCUGCUGCAGUGCUGCCUCGUGCGGCAGACCACGCUCGCCACGCUACUCAAGUUCCACAACGGCAAACCACUUUCAGCGUCCCUUCGCGACGCCAUGAAGGUGGACCCCGUGACGCCCGUCCUCUGGGAGCCCCACCUGGCGGCCCUGGACCGGCGGACCGCCAUCAUCCUCGACGCCAUCCGCAAGUGCGUCCAAAAAGCAGACGCUCCCGCCGACAACAACGAUGUCAACGACUUCGUAUGACCGCUAAAAACACCUGUGAUGGAACUAAAAGUGUGAUAAAGCUAUGGUCUAAUGGUAACCAGUCUACCCCGGACUUAGACUUAAGAUUUUAGUGCCAAAGAGUAUCCAAAUGACAUUGGGUGAACGUUUGAAGUCAUUCCACUGACUCUGUAAGAAGCCAUUGUACAAGCCAAAAAUGCCGAUUUUUACGCAAUGACCAAUAGGUUUUACAAUUGGAAUCAGUAUUGAUUUGUAGGAAGUUAAAUAUUCUGUGUAUAUUUUAACGGAACUAAAUUAUUGUUAAUGUGUCAUUCUAUGGAACUUGCUAUGUAAAAAAAGUCACUACUAAAUUCAUUCAGAUACAAUUAGAAUAUGGCGGUUUGUUUACAUAGCUAGCAAGUUCUAUAGAAUGACACUUUAGGUUGAUUGCUGAUGGCUUGAUUGUGUUUGUUCAGGGGUCCCAGAAAUGUAAAGAUGGGAAUGUUUGACCCUUGAGUGCCACAAUUUUAUGGAUGUGAUAGUAGAUAGGUAAUGGCUCGCUAUUGAUAAAGAUUCUCAGGUAAAAUUCUAUGGAGAUUCUUGGGCCACACUAAUUUAAUGGGGUGAUUAAGGUAAUACAAUGCGCUGUACAUAAUAAUAGUGAAAUGCAAUAGUUUAAGUUUAGUUUUCGUUAUAGGUGUUUUGCUAUAUUUAAUUGUCGUUAUCUUUUAAAGCUAUAAGCUCAAGAAGACAGACAUAUCAUGGUGGGGGGAGUUAGCUUCGUUUGAUAAAGUUGGGGAUUUUAUUGAAGCGUUUUGAUAAGAUUGACUUUAGUGUUUAAGAGGCUAAAUUAUAAUUUGGAAAAUGUUUCCUAUUUAUCGGAUUAUUUUUUAUUGUUUCUACGCAUUUUAUGGUUUGUUCCUUUUUGUUAUUUAUUUCUGCUUCUUUAUUAAUUUAUUAAUUAAGUAUCUACUUUAAUCGAAACCAUGCAAUUAGAAAAGCUGAAAUAAUAUUCAGUUGGGUAGAUCUCGAAGCGGCAUCGAGGAGCAUUCCAUUUGUAUCAAUAACAAUAAAAUUACUGAUAUUAUGUAUUGAAGGCAACUAUGUACAGUCGCCAUCAGAUAUAUCGGAGCGGCCAAGGUGUUCACAAUAUCUGAACGCGCACUCUAACGCCUUGACAAUAGAGGCGUGUUCAGAUAUUUGUGAACACCUUGGCUGCUCCGAUAUAUCUGAUGGCGACUGUACUGAGCAAUUGUCUAUUUUAGAACACCAUUGAACCGUAAGCCCAGUUUUGUCUGAAAACUGAUAUACUUGUACGAGUAUAGGUAUUAAUGUUUUACGAAACACAAUAUAACAAAAAAAAAAGAAAUUUGGCUCCUGUUCGCCGCAUUGUACAGUCACGGACUUUAAUUGUUGAGCCGUUUAGGGUUUACUUUACAUUGGACAUUUCAUACCGUUAGUAUAAUUAACCAAAUUAGAUUGAACUCUAAAUGGCCCAACCGUUAAAGUCCGCGACUGUGCCUACUAUUGUGUAAGUGUAAGUAUAGUUUAGAGUCAACCAAUGCAAAGUGUUGUUCUGUAUUCUAUGUUCGUUGUGAUUUUAAGAACGGCAGCUUUUAUUUUAAGAACUUCAGAUACCAUUCCUAGAGAUUAAGAACAUUAAAAGACAAAACAAUGUACUUCAUUUAAUGUGCAAAACGUAAUUUGAAGAGUUGAUUUCAUGAAUUUUGACACGAUGUUUCUGUCUCGGAAAUUUGGUAAUAUGUUAGUCUUCGAAGGCCGAGAAAAUAUGAUACACGCUCUUAUUAUGACUCUACAAAUAAGAUCUUGUCAGAUAUUUGAGCGGCCUUCGUUGUGUAACAUAUUAUUGCAGGUGACUGUACCUAUACCCCAUUUAUAUUUUUCAGAUUAGAAAUUUUAUAACCCCAAUAGUAGUCGUAAUUUUAUUAUUCCAAAUCUGAGUAACUACAAAUACGCACCGAUUAUAUAGUCGUUUACAUAUUAUUCUACCUACCGCAAUAUUAGAUAUCAGGAAUAAUGCGAGGAUUACGGAAGAAAAAUUUAAUUACCACUACUUUUUGAGGUAAGAAAAUUUUUAAUUUAAAAAAACGGGCUAUACUAUACAUAAAUUAAGUAUUAAGUAUUUCACUUGUUUUUUCGGUUUCGUUUUGCACAAUUUCAUAGAUAGCAGCAUCCAAGGAUUAAAGAUUGAUUGACAAAAAGGAAGAAUAGUCUUAAUAAAAUAUAUUUAAAAUAUUUAAAUAAAUGGUGGUAUCGUAUCGUAAUGCUAGCCAGCUUAUUUCGUAAAUGUGAAAAGCGAGCAGUCGUUAAAGAUGUAUUUGUAUUUAUUAAAUUAAUACGUGCUGCUGUGUUAGUAUAAGUGCUACGUAUUGUUGUAAAGAAGAUGGAUGUAUGUCAUAUAUAAGAGAAGUCGACUUGCCAAAGAUGUACCUACAAUGUUUUAAGAUGUAAAAUGUAAGUAGGUAUAGAAACAUGAAUACUGUUUUCGAAGCGUGUUUCUGUUGAUCGUUUAUAAAUUAAAAAUGAAAUGAUUCGACAA
This is a messenger RNA of Cydia fagiglandana, 4453 nucleotides long. RefSeq names its product extracellular serine/threonine protein CG31145. The transcript is spliced from 12 exons. The coding region runs from base 421 to 1935 and encodes 504 amino acids. Gene Ontology annotation, biological process: protein phosphorylation. Gene Ontology annotation, cellular component: Golgi apparatus. Lineage: Eukaryota; Metazoa; Arthropoda; Insecta; Lepidoptera; Tortricidae. Gene Ontology annotation, molecular function: protein serine/threonine kinase activity. The record is from RefSeq and is a predicted model, not a curated record.